This is a messenger RNA of Penaeus vannamei (Pacific white shrimp), 6149 nucleotides long. RefSeq lists its product as uncharacterized. Lineage: Eukaryota; Metazoa; Arthropoda; Malacostraca; Decapoda; Penaeidae. The record is from RefSeq and is a predicted model, not a curated record. Gene Ontology annotation, molecular function: DNA-binding transcription factor activity, RNA polymerase II-specific; RNA polymerase II cis-regulatory region sequence-specific DNA binding. Gene Ontology annotation, cellular component: nucleus. Gene Ontology annotation, biological process: regulation of transcription by RNA polymerase II.
AGAUAAUACCAUCAAACAGAUAAUGCCCAAAAACGCCGUGUAUGAGCUAUAAAUAGAACAAAAAAAAAGUGAAAACUGAAAAAAUAAAUCCGAACAGGCAACAUCACCAGCCAAAAAUGCUAAUCAAACCCGCAAAAAUCCACGAUACCUCCGCUGUUGCCAUCACGGGCGUCCCGGGAUUCCGCACCAGCGCCUGGCCCAUCGCCGAUAAACCGAGCGAUACCCUGAGAUAAGCUUAUCGCCCUUAGAGAUAAGGGAAGAUCCGAGUAUGCGGUUCGGUGAGCGUGAAGCUACGUGUAGUCUAAGACACUCUCCCAGCCGAUGGAGGAUUGCCCCCAAACCCGCACGAUUACAAGGGAACUACAGUACGUUAAUUUGUUGUGCCCGGUACGAUGGUCAGGAUGUUCGUUGUGCUGACCGGGAGUGAAGUGAAUUUAGUGUUAUCGGAAGUUUGUUGAAAAGAAAAUUAAGUGUUCGUUAAACCUUUCGAUUCAUCUUCAAGUACUUCUCGACCGUCGCUGCGUGUAAGGCCCCGCGAGAUGGAGCCGGUGCAGGGAUUCAGUCGGCUGAGGGUCACGGACUCGCCCCAGGAAGCCAGCCAGCAGCAGCAGUCCCUUCAGCAGGACUUCUUCUCCCAGGGGGAUGUGUUCCUCCCCGAGGGCGUCCGGCGACCUCCUCCCCCGCGGUACCCCUCCCCCGGGGGCAGGGACGGGCGGCCGGGGGUGCACUUCAACCUGGGCUACGAGGAGGACCCCAGCCAGGGCUUCCGGAAGGUGCGGCCGCCGCCCCUCUACCACGAGGCGGUGGAGACGCAGCAGAGGACCAGCGUCUACGGGGCGGAGGGCAACCUGCAGAAGUACGCCUCCGAGACCUCGCUCCUGGCCACGCAGCUGACGCAGAAGGAGGGCUACCAGGAGUACGAGGGGUACUACCGCGGGCGGUCCCAGUCCAACGUCGCCUACGUGAGCCGCCCCGUCAACAUCCCCUCCCGGACGAAGAGGGCGGACGACGCGCAGGACUCCUCCAUGAAGACGCCCUCCUCCUUCCGGCACCUGAACUCGGCGAUGCGGGACCAGGAGCGCGGCAAGCCCAUGGCCGCGUCGCCGCAGGUCGAGGCCAAGUUCGCGCACCAGAAGCCCCACAUGGUUCCUCGGAGGCUGAGGCAGUCGGAGGAGGGCGCCUCGCAGGGCGGGGCCUCCCAGGCGACGCUGCCGAUCCCGAUCACGAAUGACUUCCGUUCCAAGAGUCCCAGCCUGGACUGCUACCUGAACCAGAGCGACCUGGACAUGACAUUCCACCGGUCAUUCGCCUCGAAGGGCCCCGGCGCGUCCGAGGCCGUCGCCACCUCCGCCGCCGGCAAGGCGUUCGCGGCCAAGAGCCCCAGCGUGGACACCUUCCUGGACCGCAUCGACUUCCGCCAAAGCAACUUCCUUCGGGUCAACAACGUGAAGCACUUCCGCAGCAAAAGUCCGAGCUUAGACGCUGGCGUCUUUCUCGAGGCAGUGAGGGGGGGGAACUACCUGGAGCAACAGGCGGGGAAAAACUUGUUCGCCCGCCCGCACGCGAGCCUCACCGUCCCCGAGGGCAAGGUGGAGCUGACCAACCAGCAGGUGGAGGUUGGCCGGGUCGCGGAAAACUCGCUGGCCAUCCCCCCGGGGAGCCUGGAGCGCAGGCCGAGCGCCCAGAGCCUUCCGGACCUCUCCGGCCCCGCGCUGGACGACCUCUGCCCCGUCCCCGGUCCGUCGCACGGCUUCGACGCCGCGGAUUACUCCCAGGUGUCCUUCACGGCGUCGCACCACGAGCAGCCGGUCCGACAGCCACCGAGAGACACCUUCGCGCCCUCCGAGCUUAACAAAACUUCCCACGACGUCCCAGUGACGUCAGCGCAGGAAAUGAACAACCUCCGAGCCCGCGUCAACCUCAGGACGUCUCCCAACCGCGACAUCCCGCGCUGCAAGAGCAAGCAGGGGUCCCCGGUCCCCCGGAGGUACUCCUGCCACCCCGGGGGCGAUGGGGACGUGGGCAAGAGACCCAUGCUGCCGGGGCUAGAGCAGGUUCUCGCGCCCCUCGACACGCAGCCGGUCCCUGGCAGCUCAAACCUCAUCAUCGGUCGACUUAAUCAGAAUACAGGCGAUCGCACGAUGCAUCUCGAGGACUACACCAGCAGCCACGCUGGCUCCCCCGAGCCCCUCAUACCCUCACAGCUGACCUCCUGCGACCUGGGCGGCCUCAUCAGUCCUCUCGGCGAAUCUCCUCUGUCGGGGUCGCCCCUGGGCCCCCCGGCGGCGUUCUCGCCCCCGACCAUCAGCGUGGAGGCGCCGCAGGAGUCGGCCGCCGGAAACUCGACGUCCCUGCUGUCGACGGCCAUCACGGGCGCCCUCGGCGAGCUGCACGGAGACCUCUACCUGGCAGGGGACGAGUGGCCGCCCUCCCUGGAGAACCUGCUGACGGCGCUGCCCAGCAGCUCGUCCCUCCCUGAGCUGGUCGUGACGGACCCUCGGCCCACAGAAGCCUCCAUGUUCUCCUCGCCCAUGCCGCCGCAGCAGCCCUCCUCGGGGCUCCUGGACCUGCCACAGAACGAAGGCCUCGACCUGUACCUGGGCGGCACCAGGUGCUCGGCGUCCCCCAUGAGCGUCUCCCCGGGCGGCUCGUCGCUGCCCUCGCCCUUCACCUCCGCGCGCGGCUCCUUCAGCUCCACGCGGCGCAACAAGCGGCCCUACUCCUCCUCGCCCAUGAACGUGGACGGCCUCGACCUCAACGCCAUCAUCCGCUCGUCGCCCACCUGCCUCAACGCCGGCUCGCCGACGCCCACCACGCAGGCGCCGCCGCUCUCCUUCUCGCCCACGGGCGGCAGCUACGGCCACAUCCUCCCGCGCCCGGAGGCCAACAACAACCAGCCGCCGCGCCCCAACCUGACCUUCCAGGCCCUCCUCGGGGACGAGGAGGUCCUCAAGGCCAACAACAACAACAACCACAUCAACGCCUUCCACGCGCAGAAGGUGGAGCUCAAGUGCGAGCCCGACGAGCAGCAGGGCUCGCCGCAGCACCACGACCACCAGCACCAGGACGGCGAGGAGGGCCGCCCCGGCAGCCCCGGCGAGGAGGACGGCCCCAGGUUCUGCCGCUGGGUGGACUGCAACGUGUACUUCCCUUCGCGCGAGAGCCUGUCGCGGCACAUCGAGAAGGCGCACAUCGACCAGCGCAAGGGCGACGACUUCACCUGCUUCUGGGCGGCCUGCCAGCGGCGCUACAGGCCCUUCAACGCGCGAUACAAGCUGCUCAUCCACAUGCGCGUCCACUCCGGCGAGAAGCCCAACAAGUGCACGUUCAAGGGAUGCACCAAGGCGUUUUCGCGGCUGGAGAACCUCAAGAUCCACCUCAGAAGCCAUACAGGAGAAAGGCCCUAUAUUUGCGGCUAUCCUCACUGCAUGAAAGCCUUCUCGAACUCCUCAGAUCGCGCCAAACACCAGCGGACCCACGUGGAUGCUAAGCCGUACGUGUGCUCCGUCCCCGGCUGCAAGAAGCGCUACACGGACCCUUCCUCCCUCAGAAAACACGUCAAGAACCACUCGGCGAAGGAGCAGGCGCUGGCGAAGAGAAAGAUGCGUUCCGGCGACGACGACUACCGGGGGUCCUCGCCAGGCUGCAUCAUGCCCGGGAUGGCGCUGGACUCGGACGCGCCCCUCAUGGAGCACGACGCCUUCCAGCACAGCGACAGUGUCGUCCCCGAGUGCGGGUCCCAAGGAUGUGGUGCGCUUCAGUCUCCGGUGCCACGUGCUCUCCCGCAGGCCCUCGGGGGAGAGCUCCCAGAUGGCACUCGGAUUGCCGGAGACUUUAGUGCCCGAGUUCUCCCAGGAGGACCUCGACGCGUGGGUCAGCAUCUUCUGAGCUACCCGCAGCAGCAGCAGCAGGCGGAGAUGGUGGGCGGCGACAUGGUCAUGUACGGACGAGAGCCUCAGCUUCCGCAGCAGAUGCAGGGCAAGAUCGUGGUGGCCGGGGAGGCGCCGCAGAUGAUGUACGGGCAGCACUCGCCGCCGCCGACGCAGCAGCAGCAGAUGCUCCAGGGGACCGAGGGCUCGCAGCACGUGUACGACUCCCCCCCGCCCCCCUACUGCCAGGCCUACCCCGUCUCCCAGGGCGCCACCGCCUCCCCCAGCCUCCCCCACUAUUCCAUGAUCACGUCCCCCGCCGCCCUUCCCUCCUACCAGCCGCCCAUUUACACGCACCAGCAGCCUGCGUUGCAUCUCAAUCAACAGCUCUCUCCGUAUUCGACGCAACAGGGGACUUGAACCACGAGUCCCGCCUCGGUGUCGAUGCUCUGCCGGCGGGGUAACUCUGAAACAGUUAUCUUGCUGCCCUCAGAACCGGGAGAAACGAGGCCAAGGGUCGAAUCCGCUUACCCAUGACAUUCGCGACUGCUCUUCGGCCCAAUAAACUCUGCCAGCGGAAGGGAAAAGCGUCUGGAUGUUUUGUUUACUGGCGCGCCUCGCACACGUGAUGCCUUAGACCUAGACCAUCGAUUUGGGGGGGUAAAUUAUUACCUUUUUGUACACAAAUGACGUGAAAUGACAGUUGGGUUACGCUACUUAAAGUAACACAGUAUUUUUCUUCUUUUUUUGUCUCUUUCCCAUUGAUAUUUUAGUCGCCAGACACUCAAAACACUCGAAGUAAAACUCGUAACAGCGAGUCCUUUGCCUUGGGUCUUGUCUAAGGAACGUGGUGCUACUCUGAUGUGUUUUUUUUUUUUUUUUUUAUUGUUUAUUCAAUUCUCAACGACGGCAACUUGUGGUUGUAAAUGCAGCGUUUGUGAGAUAAUCAUUAUCGAAUUAUUAGCACAUGCAGUGACUUCGGUUGGGUCUUCAGCCAAAGAAAUUUCAAGUGGUUUUCUAAAUCCCGAAAUAAAUAUUAGCUGAUUUGAAUUAGUAUGUGUGUGCGUAUGUGUGUGUGACGUAAAUAAAUAAUGUGCCCAACAAAUAACUAAAAUGGAGCAGCAGGAUUUAUAUACAAGCCACUUGAAGUCAAUCUGAAGAGUAGAUAAUUGGCGGCUCUAUUCUCUGCUGACUUCCUGACGCGCAAAUAGAAAUAUUGGUCGCCUUUUUGUCAUAAUUACAAAACGACAAAAAUAAAUGCAAGGUUUCUGUACUUAAGUAAGAGAAAAAAAAAUGUCUUCCACAGCGGUGCUAUGUGCAAUAGUUUAGAAUAUUUCCUAUUUUAGACGAAAAUCUAUUCAUUUUCAGGUCGCUUAUCCAGCCAAAACUUGCCUUUUAUGUCUUUUUUUUUAUAUAAAUCAGCGUUAUAGGAAUCGUGACAGACCACUCUCAAAGUAGACAGCUUUUCUUGUCACAAAGGUUUGGUUUUGGGCCCAAUUUGGGAACAUGCAACGACACAGGGAAGGGAAGUGUGGCUUAGCGAAGGCAAACCACGUUUGUUGUGAAUGCUGAAGAGUAUGGUGGACAUACAACUGACAUUAACACGUCACAUACUUUUUUCUCGAUAUUUUUUUUGUGUGUGUGACGGGAAGGAUAUACACAGGUGCAAUAUUGUGCAGUUUUCCCCUUUUAAUAAACUACGAUUUGCCUUUGCUAAGACACUUUCCCCUCUUGUGCUCUCAGAUAGUCAAUGUUUAGUAUUAUUCUUCUAAUGUGUACAUAGAGUACAAAUGUUCUUUUUUGUGUAAACAUCAUGUAUAUGUUUAGUGUUUAAGUAUUAUGAUUACAAGAUUAUUUAUUAUUUAUAUAAUGUGCCGUGAUACAUUAAGGGGUCAGAAGUGUAAAGGUUGUUGUAUUUAUGUUCUGUGAAAGUCUUUGUUGUCUUGAAACUCACAGAAAACAAUAAGAAAUAUAUAAAUGGAACCAAUAAGCUCUCACACGCUUAAAGAAUGUCUAUCAUUACGUAUCUAUUUACGUACUUUUCCGGCUUUAUCAUCGCUAUCCCUUCGUCUCCAUAUUUUUCUUGAUUUUUCCCGCCUUUUCUUCUCUUCGUCAUACAAGGUUCCAAAAAACUCAUCAGUGCUUUCAUUAGGAUUAGAAUUUUUUGUUCAACUCAUUCAUUACGUGGCCAGUGACUUUUAGAUUAUUUUUGUAAAUGUGGUGAUGUUUGUUGUAAUAGAUAGGCUUUUUGUGAUAAUGAAUUAAACAGUUGGAUUAAUA